This is a messenger RNA of Ascochyta rabiei, 822 nucleotides long. RefSeq lists its product as uncharacterized. The record is from RefSeq and is a predicted model, not a curated record. The transcript is spliced from 6 exons. The coding region runs from base 1 to 822 and encodes 273 amino acids. Gene Ontology annotation, molecular function: sugar-phosphatase activity; beta-phosphoglucomutase activity. NCBI's taxonomy places the organism in Eukaryota, Fungi, Ascomycota, Dothideomycetes, Pleosporales, Didymellaceae.
AUGCUUGCGCUGAAAGCAUCCGAACUAGGUAUAUCAAGGCCAUAUACACUUUCUCGGAAGCUUAGAAGAGCAACUCGAUUUAUCACGAUUACCUGGACCAUGACCGUCGCCGAGCCUAAUUUCUCUGCGCCCGCGCAAACAGUUAAAUGUCACGGCUUGUUGUUUGACAUGGACGGCACUAUCAUUGAUUCUACUCCAGCCAUCGUCAAGCACUGGCAAAGAAUCGGGGAAGAGAUUGGUGUCGACCCAAAGGUGAUUCUUGCUACGUCACACGGCAGACGUUCGAUCGAUGUUCUCCAAAUAUACGAACCAAAGCUGGCUAAUUGGGAGUACAUCAGCCACGCUGAAGGUCGGAUACCAAUCGAAUUUGGUUCAGAUGCUGCGGAGAUCCCUGGCUCCCGCGCCAUGCUAGAUCGACUCGACGAACAGUCUACUCCGUGGGCUAUCGUCACCUCAGGUACGCGUCCUCUGGUCACUGGUUGGCUAGAGGUCAUGAAGUUGGCGCAUCCCAAAAACAUUGUCACCGCCGAAGACGUGCCGAAUGGCAAACCGGAUCCAGCGUGCUACAAGAUGGGCGAGAAGAAACUGCUUCUCCAGCAGCAAAUGCCAUCUAUUGUUGUCUUCGAAGACGCUCCAGCUGGUGUCCGAUCAGGAAAGGCAGCUGGCUUCACUGUCAUUGCGCUCCACACAACGCAUUCGUUGGAACAGCUCGUGGAGGCCGGCGCAGACUACAUUGUCAAAGACAUGCAAAGUGUGACCUUGAGGGCUUGGGAUCAGACGACUGGUAGUGGUGAACUCGAGAUUACCAACGCCCUGGUAUAG